Molecule: messenger RNA, 1294 nt
Organism: Mugil cephalus (flathead mullet)
Lineage: Eukaryota; Metazoa; Chordata; Actinopteri; Mugiliformes; Mugilidae
Exons: 5
Coding region: 118-579 (153 amino acids)
Source: RefSeq, a predicted model, not a curated record
UGUUGAUCUCCAUGGAGACGCCACAACAAAUCAGCACGGAGGCAGAGAUUUAGCAGCACCGAAGGAGCUGCACUUUACAGUUGGUGUUAUUAAUGUGAAUGAACAGAAGGGUCGGCCAUGUGUAACGUGUAUCGAGCUUCCUCCUCCGUCAAAGUGAAGCAGAUGGAGGCAGAGCUGUCACGUCAGCUGGCGGCACUCAGAGCAGAAACUGAAGAGCGUGGAUUUCCAGCGGGAGCAGGGACCUCCAGCUCUUACAGUUCUGUUGCACCUCCCAGAGACGUUUCCUUCUUUCGUGUGGAGAGGGAACAUGCACUGAGGAGAGGACUGCAAGUGGCCGGAGCUUUUCCGGUUCAGUCCCAGGCUGACGUCAUGCAGAGGGAGCUGGAGAGCUGCUUGAGUUUGGAGUACACUCCUGACAGUCUGCCUCUUCUGCUGCACCAGUUCUACACGGACAGAUCCUUUCACCUGGCUCAGAUCAAACAUCAGCUCAUGCUGCGAUGGAGGAGAUUUUGCCGCCACACCAGCGUCAUCGAGAAGCUUUACCCUCAUUAUAAGGUUACGAUACCUGCAUCAGCAUAACCUGAGCCUGAGCGUAACAAUACAUACGACAUCAUUCUGGGAUCGCCCUGGCUUUACCAACAGCACGUCAUGUAUUCUUUUCCACACAAGUGUUUCACUGGAUGCGAAAUUAGUACACGCCCCCAAGUGCAGCAUGAGUCAUCAGUGUUUUUCAACCAUUUUCUAGAAAAUUUUGCUUCACUUCUGCUUCACACAGACAUUUGUGUUCCGGAUCCAUGUGAUUAGAUUUAAAUUUAAAAUAAUGUCAGUUCAGAAUAGAGAAAUAAAUGUUAGAGCUGUGUCAUAAAAAUAUUAAAAGGCAAACAAAGCAAAGAGAAUCUCUCUGUAGAUCUUAUGCAGAUGUGUGAACUUAUGAGCAUAAUUUAAGACUCGAAGCUUUUUAAAGUAACGGAGGAGAUAGAAGGAAACUUAAGAAACACCGAUAAAAAAAUGACGACCCUUUUAUUCCCUUUCCCCGUUUGGCUUUCCAGCUGAUUGGUUUUAUUUUUUCAGGAUCAGGUGUCGUACUUGGCUCUUGAGUACGAGGACACCGUUCAGAGAGCUCGCCGGCUCUCAGCGAGCAGAGAGACGAUCCUCACCGGCCGAGGAAACCCUGCCAGCCUGCUCACACAGGACGAUGUGGUCAUUUACUUGAAGUGGCUGAUCUGCCAUCUGCACUCUGUCCAGACCAUUCACAACUUCCUCACGGUCCUGCACUACAUACCAGCAUGUGAAA